Lutzomyia longipalpis is the source of this 3859-nucleotide messenger RNA. RefSeq names its product mucin-2. The coding region runs from base 511 to 3519 and encodes 1002 amino acids. NCBI's taxonomy places the organism in Eukaryota, Metazoa, Arthropoda, Insecta, Diptera, Psychodidae. The record is from RefSeq and is a predicted model, not a curated record. The transcript has 7 exons.
AAAAACAUAAACAAUUUUUUCAGUGUUUAGAAAAUCGGUGAAAAUCCUUCAAGAAAAAUGAUAACAUGGGAAAACGAUCUUUCUUCUUAUACUCUAAACUUCUAAAGGAGCAAUUGCAUCUGGUAAAAGCACGAAAAGUUCUUGAAGUUCUGCUAAUAAAAACAUAAUAAUUUCAAUGCUGCAUUGGUAGAACAACUCCUAUUGGCAACCACACAGGUGUCUUCCUCGUCAAAUACACGUGAAUAAAUUCGUGAAACCUCAUCUGAGCCAGAGGAGCAAAUUGAUCAUGUUAAAGAGGUUAAAGACAUCAUCCAUGAGACACUCAACCUGAAGAUACAAAGUGGGAGCUAAAUGGAUGAGGAAGAUGACGAAGAAUUCAACUAGAUGGGCCGAAAAAGACAGGCUACAUAAUCUUUCAUCAUUUGUGGACCCCUUUUGAGAGUUGGAACCCAAAAUUACCUCACCUUGCUACACGAUGUAUGUGCAGCGUAUAUAACGUUUAUUUUCUACAUGGGAAUGGCUUUUAAGCGAUCAAGAAGAACGAUGAACAUACGAAUAGUGGCAGCAUGUCUAGCUGUGCUUCUCAAUGCAAACACAAUAUUUGCAGCCAUCUAUACACCAGGAGGUCCUGUCUAUGUGAAUCCUGAGCAGGAGAUUCAAGCCACACCGAGCCAACAGACGAUAAAUUAUGUGACACAAACUGUUUAUGGGUUUUUGGAUUUCACAACUACCAUCGGCAAUACCGUGAUGCUCUUUUCGCCACAGAGUUCAUCAUCAGCUGUGGCCCCUACGAGCGUUGUUGAAGAAGUUAAACCAACGAAAGUUGAAGAGAAAAAGCCCGUGGUUGUGACGAAAGAAAUUAAAGCGUCACAAGUGGAGGAAAAGAAACCCAUUGUAACGAUAAAAGAGAUAAAAGCAUCACCCCCAUCAUCAAUUGUGAAUGUUGUAGCAUCAAUUGAGAAGCCCGAUAGGCCAUCAAUUGUGAGUGUUGUGAAUGUUGUGCAGCCCGUUAGUGUGGUAACAUCGUCAAAAACACAAAUUAUUUCCACAAAAGUCGACGUAAUUGUUCACAAGGAAACGGUAACACCGUCAAUUCCCACGGAAGCACCGGUGGAAGAGGUGUCACCACAAAUUGAGGAAAAACCCUUCGAUGGGUUGACAAUUGAAUCGAGUAUUGUGGAGAUUAAUUCAAAUGUAAAUUCCGACAUUCCCGUGCAAAUUCCCAAUAAUAUCGGGGAGCCUGAGUAUGAUUUCCUUUCGAGGCAACCAGCUGAAUAUGUCGAAGAGACGUACAGGGUGCACAAUUUGCGUGGUGGAAAGCCACAGCUGAAGCAACGACCAACUGAAGCACCCCGACGUGAUACUCUCCACCCCACGGGUUUGGUGACAAAACUCGGUGGAACCGUGGUUAAAGAUGGUGUAACAACAAUUCAUGAAACAAGCGUAAUAGGGACGUACAUUUCGGGGAAAUAUGCUCAAGUCCUGCAGAGCUCUUCGCAGAUCUUCCACAAUCCCAAUAAAGCCAAAAUUGCUCCAUCACCAUCGCUCAAAAUCCUAAAAACUGCCGCUCCGGCUAUUGCAAAGGAUCGCCGGUACUCUGUUGAGGCAACACCCAGCCUAGAUAGCUACGAAGAUACACUAACAACAGCUCCUGGUCGAAAACGUCCUGUUGCCAUUCCCCCCACAAGUCCUGCAGACUUCAAGAGUCGCUUCCGCAAUCGAAAGUACACCCCUGAGAGUAAUCAAGACUACACUGAUGAUGUUACCCCAGCUGCUGAAAAGAUCACAACGAAGAAAUUCCGCAGUAACCAGAAAUACAAUCGUCCCUCAUCGGAGGUGAACACUGUGUCAGUAUUCCCGGAAACGAGCUCUGUACCGGCCUUCCGCAGGAAUAAAGCUUCCCGCCAUGACUUCAAGACAACAUCAACGGUGACACAGAAUGACUCGUACAGCCGACGUGGCUUCAAACCUCGACCACAUCCAACGAAUGUGGAUGCUGAGCAGCAAACAACGAGUCUGUAUAAAUUCAAAUUGAAUCGCACACCAGGACGGUGGCAGUACAAAACCACCCCAAAGCCACGGGUUAAUAUUCGAAAAUCAACCGAUGAACCAAAAGAAACGGCAACGGAAACAACAAACCCCGAGGGGAGAACCGAAGAUGGUGAUCUCGAUGGACAACCAUCCCUUACGGGUGAUAUCCUCGAAGAUGACGGACGCAAUGGAAUUGAAAAGCCCCUCCCAGUGGAAACGUUGAAAGUUGAAAUUUCCACACCGUCAGACUUUGCGGAUAUUUACUACGAAAUUGCAACGAUUAAAUCGCCAUACACCUUCCAGGUGGGUCCUAUGAAGAAGACAAGAUUCAUCACAGUGACGUCCACCUUUGAGAAGACCCUGGAACCAGAGACAUCCACAACAGAGCUCACAGGUCCUCUGACGGAGAAUAUCCUGGCAACAACGUCACAUUUGGACAGUGAACACAAUCUUCUGGACUCAACAAUUGCUACCCUACCGCCGCUCUAUCUCACGGAUAUUGGGGAAACACCAAGUUUGGAAACACUCACAGAGACCUUCAGUACAUCCCAUGUCCUCCUCAAGACGCACAUCUUGCCAAUUGUCUACAAUGAGAACAGCACCGAUAGUCACACACUCAUCCAGACAUACCACGUAACGAGACUCGUAACUGCCACAAAAACCCUUCCGCCCAUGGAGAGCUAUCACUUUGUCCCGAGUAAAACAUUCAAUGAGUUCAAUAGUCGUCUCGAUGAGGCUGGAUCUGAGUUGCAUUUAGAGCUAGAAUUUGGCGACAAUAACGAGGAGGAUGAAGAUGAUGAGGGACUUCGUCAGGAAUUACCAGCUGAGUUGGAUUUGUCCAAAGUUGGAACAGAUCUCGAUCUUUUGGGACUUGAUCGUGUACCCAUAGCCGCACCACCAAAAGCCAAACAUCCCAAAGUCACCAAGACACCCGUCCUGGAGGCAACAACCCCCAAAUCCAGUGAGAGUAUUCAACCGGAGAUUCAGCAACUUCUUCGUCUCCUAAACCCAGCAGCUGCUGCUAAUCUUCCCCAAGUGAUUACAUCAUCAAAGCCAGUGAUUAAACUCGAAACAGUGUACGAUUCCCACGUGAUUCCCAUCUUCAAUGGUGUCUCCACCAUCUUCAGUACACUUACACGUCCAAUUGGUACGGUAACAAAGACAGACUACGAGUACGAGACGACAACAAUUCAGCCAUCACUCCCCAUUCCACCUGUCCCCAUGAAUCCCCUUUUCCCACCCCAGCAGCAAUUCCAGGUCACAUCGGCGCCCAUUGUUCAAAAUACAGUGGUCACACUGACAGACAGUAAGGUACUCAAGUUGACCUUUGGUGCUAAGACCGCCUACACCACCCUCUUCUCCACCCAUGUUACCCCAACUCUUGUCACAACAUUCGUCACCACAUCCGUUCCCGUGGCUCCCGUCAAUGGGGCAGCAUUCCCCGGAUAUUUCCCCGCACCCUAUGCUCCCUUUCCCUAUGUGGGCUAGAAAAUUAUGAGGAGAAUUCGUGAGCUCCUCCCCCCCCCACCCCUUUUGGGAACUCCUGCGAAAAACCGUAGAAUGGAGAACAAUGUGAGUACCUAUGGCUACUUUUAGAGAAAAUGGUAUCUGCAUAUUUUAAACAUUGAUCCUUUGAUUCAUUUUAGUAAGUUUGGUAAGAAUAGAAGUAUUUUCAGUAAUUUUUCUUACUAUCAAAAUGCCCCUAAAGGUAUGCAAUUUUCAAAAGAAAUUUAUUUAAAUUGUGAAAAAAAAACUAUGACUUACCAAUAAAUGUGCCUUUAAACUGCUAAAGAAUCCGGCUUAAACAAUAAAUUAAUUUUCACUGAAA